This is a messenger RNA of Stylophora pistillata, 1504 nucleotides long. Its product is annotated as COP9 signalosome complex subunit 3. The record is from RefSeq and is a predicted model, not a curated record. NCBI's taxonomy places the organism in Eukaryota, Metazoa, Cnidaria, Anthozoa, Scleractinia, Pocilloporidae. Gene Ontology annotation, cellular component: COP9 signalosome. Gene Ontology annotation, biological process: ubiquitin-dependent protein catabolic process.
GUAAAGAUGGAGGACUUCCUCGCCACAGUGCGAUCUAUUUCUGCCGAUAAAGAUUACGUACAACUUGCAGAUUAUUUAAACAGAUCUAAUGAAUUAUUAGCCAAGUAUGCAGGCCAGAUUGAGGCUGCAAUCGCAUCACUCGAUCCUGAUCAGCAUUCACUAGCAUUCAUGGCUCUAUUGUUGGUAAAACUAUCCUUACCAAAUUAUGGAGACUUUGAGUUGUUAUUCAGUCAGAUUCAACAAUUCAUAACAAUUUGCUCGCAGGAACAAAUCCAAUUUGCUGGGGACAAGUUCGCUCACUUGUGUCAUUUCAUAACGCAUUGCUUAGUGGAUCUCAAGCAGCCAAUGAGAGGAAUAAGAAUGAUGUGUAUUGCAAUAAAAAAGGCGCAACAGUCCCCUACACAACUGACUUCCAUUCAUUCAGAUCUUGCACAGCUUUGUUUACUGGCCAAGUGUUUAAAGCCAGCCCUCCCAUUCCUGGAUACAGAUAUAACAGAUAUUCACAAAGAGGGUGGAAAGUAUGACGCAAAGGCAUUACUCAGUUACUGUUAUUAUGGUGGUAUGAUUUACACUGCUCUGAAAAACUUUGAGAAAGCUCUGUACUUUUACGAAGUGGCAGUCACCUGUCCAGCUGUAGAUGUUAGUCAUAUAAUGUUGGAAUCAUACAAAAAGUUCAUCCUAGUUUCCCUCAUUCUUCAUGGAAAGAUAAUGGACCUUCCAAAAUACACUUCACAUGUGGUAAUGAGAUUCCUUAAGCCUCUGAGUGCUGCAUAUCAUGAACUUGCGUCCAGUUACUCUUCAAACAAUCCUAAUGAGGUGCGAACAGUAGCCACAAAGAGUGAAGAAACAUUUAGAGUGGACAACAACGUUGGACUGGUUAAGCAAGUGGUCAGCUCUCUAUACAAGAAGAAUAUUCUCAGGCUUACAAAGACGUUUUUAACCCUGUCUUUGUCAGACAUGGCCAACAGAGUACAACUAAGCAGUCCUAAGGAAGCCGAACAGUACAUACUCAACAUGAUAGAGGAUGGGGACAUAUAUGCAAGCAUUAAUCAGCGAGAUGGAAUGGUUUCCUUUCAUCAAAAUCCGGAGAAGUACAACAACCCUAAGAUGUUGAAAAAGCUAGACAAUGAGAUGCGGCUAUUCCAGCAUCUUGACGAAAAGCUACAACAUAUGGACCGAGAGCUGUCCACAAACCCACAGUACGUUCAAAAGACCAUGGGAACACAUUGUGAUGAGGAUGCAAUGGUGGGUAGAAUGCGAGGAGAUGAAGGACUCAUGUGACAGCCAAGUCUCGUUCAACAAUUUUGCUUCUGAGCAUGGUUGUGGCUUGACAGCUUCAAUAAGCCUCGUCUUAUAAACUUUGUACCUUUGAGAAUGCAGGAAUUGAGGAGUUAUUACUCUACAUAACUCUUUCAGUAGAAAUUAUUGAACGUGUGACGUAAAAGUUAACCCUCCUGUCUUCCUAUAAGAGAACAGUGAAAAUAAAGUUUCGUUGAAAUCCAGA